AUGGAUCUAAAGGCAUUAAAAUUUCAAAUUGAAACUAGUUAAGAAAUAUCUACAAAUAAUCUCUAUAAUUAUGAAAUAUUUAAAAGAACUUCAUGGUUUUUGAGUUUAGAAGAUGUAUUAAUAUUAGGAGCCACCUGCCGCAUUUUAAAUGAAUAUGUCUAAGUUUCAAAUUAUUUCUAUAUAGACAGAAACAUUAUUAAUUCUUUGCCGAGAAAUACUAUAAAUAAUUUCUAAAUGAUUAACUUGAAAUAACACUUGAAUUUAAUUAUCCAGAUAUAACUUAAAGAGAUCAGACUCGUUUGGCAAAUUUCGAUAUUAACCCUUUAGAUUGUAAAAUUAGUAAAUAUGAAUGGUAGAAAAACAAUAAAAAUUCCAUUUUCUCUUUGUGAAUCAGUGUUUCCGAAACCUAUUUUAAAAAGAGAAACCAUAGGUUUAUAUUGUGAAUCAGAAUUCUAAAUUAUGCUUGCUCAACGUUUGGAAUUAGAAUAAAAAGGGUUCGAUAGAUUGUUCGACUUUUAAUUGAUAUCAAAUGAGCUAAUGAAUAAUUUAAAACAAAAUAAGCAAUUUGUAAUAAAUUAAAUGUGCGAAAAAUUAGAGAAUAGUGAAGCAUUUAAAUCAAAAUUUUUAAUAUAUAGAUGGAAUUUAUAGGAUGAAUCCUCUGGAUUACAAUAAUUUCCUCAUUCUUAGGUCGAAUCAUAAAGCAUUCAGAUAGAGGAGUAAGAAGAAGAAGAAGCAUUUACUGAUGAAUUUUGUAUAAUGAAUCUCUUUGAAUAAUUGUAUAGUUCUAUUGAAUGUUAUCUACAAGGUUUGUCAAUGUACUUUUCUACAUUCAUAACUACAAAUUCAACAAAUAGUAUUGAUUUAUUAAGUGAAUACAAUAUGUAUUGGGAAGCAUAUAGUAAUUCUAUGGUAGAAUUAAAUGGAGUAAUAUAUCCCUUCGAAAAUAUUGUCAAUGAAAUACAUUAGAAAGUCUUUCCUUAAUAUCCUCAAUAUCCUCGUUUCUCAGUUUGGAGAAUAAUGUGCAAAUUGUGGAUCAAACAUAUAAUUAGGAAUGAUUAAUUUUAAUAACUGCUUAUAGAAUGCUUCAUCAAAACUUUGUAGGCAGAAAGAUAAGCUAAGUUUCUCAAGGAAUUUGAUCAGGGUGUUAAUAAUAACUUGGGUUUUACUCCUUCAUUUUAAAUUACUUAUGAGAUUUAUGAUAAUUUCUUACUAAAAUAAAAAAAUAGUAUAAAGGAUUAAUUUUAAAUUGAAUAUAGUCAUAAAUAUUAUACAGAAAUAGUGGAGUUAAUGAGAAAUUUUAAUAAAUCUAUAUAGGAUCUUUCAAUCAAUGAAGUGUCUGUUCAUUGGAUUGGACAUGUGGAUUGUUGUUAUGAAGAGUUCUAUGAUUUGUUAAGUGAGAGAGUUCAACAUGAAACAAGUUUGUACUAUGAUGAAACUAAAUAGGUUUUUGGUUCAAAUGUAGCUUCUUUUAUAGAGUUUAUGAAAUUUGAUAAGGAGUUUAUUUCUCAAUUCUUACCAGAACCUCUUAUAUUUAAAAUUGACAAUCUGUAACGCGAACACAUCUUCACAUACUUAUUUUAUUAUUUAGAACAUUCAUAUCUUUAGAAAUUUAUUUAAAUUCAUAAGGAUAUGAUUGCUUUAGCCUAUAAUACAAAAACUCCAAAACAAGAAAGAACUUCGGUUACGUCAUCAAACAAUAAUGAAUAUUUGGAUACAUAAGGGGAUGCUACUUUAAACGAUGCUUAAAGAUUUCUUAAUUUUGCCUUAGAGAAUAGUAAUUUUGAUUUAGAUGAACUUUUGAUUAAUAAAAAAAAUUAAAAUCAAUAGGAACCCUUGUUAGAGAUUAUUAAAGUUGCUCUUUCUUAAAAAAAUCUGGAAUAAUUAGUGGGAACUAAUGACUAGGAAGAUUAAUAACAAUCUCAAUUUUAAUUUGAAUAGAACAGGCAGUAAAAAUUUCCAAGAACAUAUUCAAAUAAUAAAUUAAACUCUGAUUCAACAGAAGUUCCAGAAGAAAUAAUCAAAUCUGCCAAGUAAUUCCUGUUAAAUGAUCCAGAAUUUACUAAACUUUAUCAAAUUUUCAUUGAUUAUACAAAAAAUUUUGACAGAAGUUGGGUUUAAGUGGGUUAAAAAAACCAAGAUAUUGAAAUAUUAAAUAAUGAUCGAGAGAUUCCAAGAGUCCUAUAAGAUUAUCUUUAAUAUUUUUAUUUUGUAUCUAAACAUUUAACAUUAACAAUUUUAGAGGACAAUAAAAUUGUGAAUGAAGAAGAUCUAGAUGAUCUUGAAAUGCCUCCAAGCCUCUCAAAAAAUUCAUCAAAAUUUAAAAAAAACUCUGUAUGCAUGGAAGUUUAUUACUCUGAAGAAGAAGAUGAGAAUUAAGGAUGA
Paramecium tetraurelia is the source of this 2382-nucleotide messenger RNA. RefSeq lists its product as uncharacterized. The record is from RefSeq and is a predicted model, not a curated record. Lineage: Eukaryota; Ciliophora; Oligohymenophorea; Peniculida; Parameciidae. The transcript has 9 exons.